Molecule: messenger RNA, 1428 nt
Organism: Capsicum annuum
Lineage: Eukaryota; Viridiplantae; Streptophyta; Magnoliopsida; Solanales; Solanaceae
Product: F-box/LRR-repeat protein At3g59250-like
Exons: 7
Coding region: 1-1428 (475 amino acids)
Source: RefSeq, a predicted model, not a curated record
AUGGGAUCUCAAGAUCAAGAAAAGAAUCUUUUAAAAGAGAAAGAGAAGGUCGAUGAAUGUGCAGUUGUUACUACAAAGAGAAAAAAGAAGCGAAUUCAAGAAAAAAAUGGUGAAGAUGAUGGUGUAUCGUCAAAGAAAAAAUGCAAAGUUUCUGAUCACCUUGUCAAACCAAGCACAUACAAUUUGUUCGUGAUGGAAGGGACAGACGAAAUUUCCAAGCUGCCAGAGCCAAUUUUGGAUCACAUUCCGUCUUUCCUUGUUAUUAAAGACGCUGCGAAAACUAGUACAUUGUCCAAGGUUCAAGGCAAGGCCAAGGAAAAUUUACAAAUUUAUGAGUCUAAGGCUGUGGAUGAUUGGAUUAAAGUACUUGUAACCUGUAAUAUCAAAGAGUUGUUCUUAGAUGUUGAUGUAUACAAGCACUACAAGUUGCCUGACGCAAUCUUUGCUGCCAAAUCUUUAAAUGUGCUUAGCUUACGUGGAGUUAAGCUCGAACUACCUUCUGAUCGCAUAAAGUUUUAUUUUCUACGAGAGUUGUACCUCGAGCACUCAUCUUUGGAUGAGCAAUUUCUUCAAGUUCUAUGUGCAAUUUGUAUUGAUUUAGAAGUUUUGUCUCUCAAGAGAUUUAGUGGACUAAUUAGUUUACAAGUUGCUGAAACUUUACCUAAACUAAGGACAGUAAAGUUGCAAACUUGCCCUCCAAAAUUCAAGAAGGUUGAUAUUGUAGCACCUAAUGUUGAAAACCUUUACAUUAGCUCAUUUGUUCUAGGCCAACAUAUAAUUGAGAUAACUGCUUGCAAUUCUUUAACGCGUUUGAAGCUCACUGCUGUGGCUGUCAAUGACAAAUGGUUAGAGAACCUCCUUCAAAAUCUACCUAACCUUGAAGUCCUUUACUUAGAUCAUUGUUUGUCCUUGAAGAUUGUGAAAAUUUCAAGUAGUUGUGUUAAGGGACUCGGGGCCUAUUUUGAUCCCCCGCCUAUAUUCAAACUGAAAGCUUCGCGAUUGCUGGAAGUUGAGAUCGAAUUGAUCCCGGAUCCAAAAGCCCUUGACACUCGUUGGUACUCUAAGCUCACAGAGUCUCUUGGUAACUUUAAUAAUUCAAGGGCCAUUACACUAAGAUGCGACUAUGACAAGGUGAUAGUUAUACCAAAAGACAUGAGAGAAAACUUGCUUCCUCCACUUUAUGGUACUAAGCGUGUGCACAUAAAAAUUAUGGAUCGGACAAAGUACUCUGUUGUGAAUGUCGUGGAUAGUUUGCUUUGGGUUUUUCCUCAACUGGACACCCUAUCUGUUGAUAAGGGUCAAAGCUCACAGAGCUUGAUCGAGUUUACAUACAGAGAUGCAGCUGACGAUGAAGAUGAGAAACCUUGUUGUGCAUCUCUACCUUGGAAAUGUUGGAGGCAUGAGUUAAAGAGAGUUAAGUUUCCAUAG